Messenger RNA from Dictyostelium purpureum, 387 nucleotides. RefSeq lists its product as uncharacterized. NCBI's taxonomy places the organism in Eukaryota, Evosea, Eumycetozoa, Dictyosteliales, Dictyosteliaceae. The record is from RefSeq and is a predicted model, not a curated record. The annotation marks the transcript as partial. The transcript has 2 exons.
AUUGAAAAAAAAGUCGUAGCAUGGAUGAAAGAACAAGUAAAUAAUGAAAAAAAACGUAUUAUUAGUUUAGGUUCAAAAUCAAUUUUGGUAGAUGUUAAAAAUGCAGGUAUAGUUAAAGAAGACAAUAAAAUAAUAAAUAGAAUGGAGUUAAAUACAAGUUUCGAUUUUAAUAAAGUUACACAAAUUAUGGUAAGCGAUAGUAUCGAAUGUCCAAUGAAAAAAGGUUAUUACUAUAUGAAUGUUUUAUUAUUUGCAAACAAUCCAAUACCCUUAUUAGUUCCAUAUAUUUACUUAAAAUCCACAGAAAAUAAAUUAAAUGAUUGGUUGUUUAUUAACAAUCAAUUCCAAAGAAGUCAACAUAGAAUUAACGAAUUUAAAGAUGUAUAA